Panicum hallii is the source of this 1601-nucleotide messenger RNA. Its product is annotated as protein REVEILLE 6-like. Gene Ontology annotation, molecular function: DNA binding. NCBI's taxonomy places the organism in Eukaryota, Viridiplantae, Streptophyta, Magnoliopsida, Poales, Poaceae. The record is from RefSeq and is a predicted model, not a curated record. The coding region runs from base 160 to 1179 and encodes 339 amino acids. The transcript has 9 exons.
ACCUCGUCUCCCAACUCAACUCGCGAGCCUCACACAUCCAACUCAACUCGCACCCGAGAGGAGAGAGAGAGAGAGAGAGAGAGAGAGAGAGAGAGGAGGAAAAAAACGAGACCAGGCAGCAAAACCCUAGCCCGCUCCCCGACGCGCCACCGCCGGCUGAUGGUUUCGAUGAGCACGACGCCGAAGCCGCUCGACUCCGCCGCCAACGCCGCCGCCGCCGUCGCGGGCGGAGGCGGGGAUGAUGGGGGUGGGGGCGGGAAGCAGCAGCAGCGGCGGAUGCGGGGGGCGGUGGUGAUGGCGCCGCCGCCGAUGGCGGUGCCGACCCCGGCCCCGGCGCCCGCGGCGGGGGAGGAGGUGCGGAAGGUCAGGAAGCCCUACACCAUCACCAAGUCGCGGGAGAGCUGGACGGAGCCGGAGCACGACAAGUUCCUCGAGGCCCUGCAGCUUUUCGAUCGUGAUUGGAAAAAGAUUGAAGCAUAUGUUGGCUCAAAGACUGUUAUACAGAUUAGGAGCCAUGCACAGAAGUACUUCUUGAAGGUUCAGAAGAAUGGUACAGGCGAGCAUCUGCCUCCACCCCGGCCAAAACGAAAGGCAGCUCAUCCAUAUCCACAGAAGGCAUCUAAAAAUGUUUCUCAAGCUGUUUUGUCUCAACAACUCCCUCAGAGGGAGCAAGGCUCAGUCAUGUCUGUGGAUACAUCUACUGCUGUUAGAAAUUCAAAUGGAAAUUCAGCAAUGCCUUCCUGGGACAAUGCUCCUGUUCAACCUUUCAGUGCAAGUCAUGUGCAUGGUGCCGUUGCAACAAAUAACUGCUCUAGUAGCAUAGAGAGCCCAUCUGGAACGUGGCCAACUUCUGAAGCAGUUGAGCAAGAAAAUGUGGUCCCACCACUCCGUGCCAUGCCAGAUUUUGCCCGAGUAUACAGCUUCCUGGGAAGCAUCUUUGAUCCUGAUACCAGUGGGCAUUUGCAGAGGUUAAAAGCGAUGGAUCCAAUUGAUGUUGAAACGGUACUGCUGCUUAUGAGAAAUCUAUCAACAAACCUUACUAGUCCUGACUUUGAAGAACAUCGGAAGUUGCUAUCAUCAUAUAGUUAUGGCAGUGAUGGCCACAUUAAAUCUGAAGGCAUGGAAAAUCUUGGAUCUCCUCAGAGUUGCCAUCUCCCAUUCAUGGUAACAAGUGAAUGAGAGAACACUGCCCAAUUGCGGUCGAAGCAUCAGUUGUUUCCACGAAGCGUUCUUGUGUGCUCUCUGUGCUGGAGUUGUGGACGGCUGGUCUGGCAGUUUACGAAUGCUAGAGAUGUAUUAUGGCAGUGGCAUCUGUAUAGCUUCCAAUAAUAUGGUCUAACCCUAGGCUAGUUUUGCUCUUCAUGUUCAUGUAGAUAGCCAGUUUUGUGUGCUCAUGCAAUUUUUUUUUCCUGGGUGGGGGCUAGAUCGAUAUGUUUUUUUGUUAUACACACCUCUGUGUGCGUGUAUGUAAAUAUGUUUGAUCAUGUAAUGUUUGAGGUACUGGGAGUCUUUGAUCAAGACAAGACAUAACAUAUACCGAAUAAUCAUGGUCGCUGUUCACCCUCGUCGACUAUAUAAUGAAAGUUUUUCAAUCGUGGACC